Molecule: messenger RNA, 1336 nt
Organism: Mesocricetus auratus (golden hamster)
Lineage: Eukaryota; Metazoa; Chordata; Mammalia; Rodentia; Cricetidae
Gene: Gapdh
Product: glyceraldehyde-3-phosphate dehydrogenase
Exons: 10
Coding region: 136-1137 (333 amino acids)
Biological process (GO): glucose metabolic process
Molecular function (GO): NADP binding; NAD binding; oxidoreductase activity, acting on the aldehyde or oxo group of donors, NAD or NADP as acceptor
Source: RefSeq, a predicted model, not a curated record
AGCGUCAUCAGCUCCCCACCACCACCCCAGUUUCUAUAAAUACGGACUGCAGCCCUCCCCGGUGCUCUCUGCUCCUCCCUGUUCUAGACGCAGCCGCAUCUCUUCGUGCAGUGCCAGCCCCGUUCCUGAGACACAAUGGUGAAGGUCGGAGUGAACGGAUUUGGCCGUAUUGGACGCCUGGUUACCAGGGCUGCCUUCACUUCUGGCAAAGUGGACAUUGUUGCCAUCAAUGACCCCUUCAUUGACCUCAACUACAUGGUCUACAUGUUCCAGUAUGACUCUACCCAUGGCAAGUUCAAAGGCACAGUCAAGGCUGAGAACGGGAAGCUUGUCAUCAACGGGAAGGCCAUCACCAUCUUCCAGGAGCGAGAUCCCACCAACAUCAAAUGGGGUGAUGCUGGUGCCGAGUAUGUUGUGGAGUCUACUGGCGUCUUCACCACCAUGGAGAAGGCUGGGGCCCACUUGAAGGGUGGAGCCAAGAGGGUCAUCAUCUCCGCACCUUCUGCUGAUGCCCCCAUGUUUGUGAUGGGUGUGAACCAUGACAAGUAUGACAACUCCCUCAAGAUUGUCAGCAAUGCAUCCUGCACCACCAACUGCUUAGCCCCCCUGGCCAAGGUCAUCCAUGACAACUUUGGCAUUGUGGAAGGACUCAUGACCACAGUCCAUGCCAUCACGGCCACCCAGAAGACUGUGGAUGGCCCCUCCGGGAAGCUGUGGCGUGAUGGCCGUGGGGCUGCCCAGAACAUCAUCCCUGCAUCCACUGGUGCUGCCAAGGCUGUGGGCAAGGUCAUCCCAGAGCUGAACGGGAAGCUCACUGGCAUGGCCUUCCGUGUUCCUACCCCCAACGUGUCCGUCGUGGAUCUCACAUGUCGCCUGGAGAAAGCUGCCAAGUAUGAAGACAUCAAGAAGGUGGUGAAGCAGGCAUCCGAGGGCCCACUGAAGGGCAUCCUGGGCUACACCGAGGACCAGGUUGUCUCCUGCGACUUCAACAGUGACUCCCACUCUUCCACCUUUGAUGCUGGGGCUGGCAUUGCUCUCAAUGACAACUUCGUAAAGCUCAUCUCCUGGUAUGACAAUGAAUUCGGCUACAGCAACAGGGUGGUGGACCUCAUGGCCUACAUGGCCUCCAAGGAGUAAGAGACCCACCCUGGAUCAUCCAUCCACCCCAGCAAGGACUCAAGCAAGAGAGAGGCCCUGGCUGCUGAGCAGUCCCUGUCCACCAACCCCCACACUGGUCAUCUCCCUCACAGUUUCCAUCCCAGACCCCCAGAAUAAAGGAGGGGCUUAGGGAGCCCUGCUCUCUUGAAUACCAUCAAUAAAGUUCACUAGACCCGUC